AUGGAUAAAGGCAAGCAAAAAGCACAAAUACUGGAAAUUGAUGAAUCAGGUGACCACGAUGAAGACGACGCCGAUGAAUUGUUUGAUGAACUUGAUAUUGUAAAAAAAAAAAAGGAUACAAAAAUAGUUGAAAUUGAAAGCCCGGCUGUAUGUUUGGUGGUGAUGGAAGAAAUUCCAACCAAUAAGAAAGUACUCGCCGAUGAAAAACCAACAAUAGAAGAACAAUUAAAUAAGAUCAUUGAUGAUACAAAUAUUGAAGAAAAAUAUAAAGAGAGCGUAAAAGAGUUAUUUAAAAACAAUAAGAACUUAUUUGCAAAUAGACUAGAAGAACUUGGACGAACAAACCUCGUUAAACACGUGAUCAAGACCCAAGAUGCCGAACCCAUCAAGCAACCGCCGUAUCGAUUGGCCCCAAAUGAACAAGACUUUGUGCAUAAAGAGUUGGAGAAGCUAAAAGAAAAAGGCUUAAUUAAGGAAUCGUUCAGCCACAUAGUUGGCAAAGAUGGAAUUCAACCAGACAAGGCUAAAGUAGACAAA
This is a messenger RNA of Racocetra persica, 537 nucleotides long. The record is from the annotation of a GenBank genome assembly. NCBI's taxonomy places the organism in Eukaryota, Fungi, Glomeromycota, Glomeromycetes, Diversisporales, Gigasporaceae.